AUGGCAGACACGCUUCACAACGCGCCAAUUGUGCUGGACAAUGGCAGCGGCACCAUCAGAGCUGGCUUCGCAGGCGAAGACGCGCCCAAAUGUUAUUUCCCAUCCUACGUCGGCCGUCCCAAGCACCUGCGCGUACUGGCCGGCGCUCUCGAGNGCGAUGUUUUCAUCGGCCAGAAGGCUCAAGAGCUGCGUGGUCUGCUGAAGAUUCGCUACCCACUGGAACACGGAAUCGUCACCGACUGGGACGACAUGGAGAAGAUCUGGCAACAUGUCUACACCGAAGAGCUCAAGACACUGAGUGAAGAGCACCCCGUGCUCUUGACCGAACCGCCGCUCAAUCCGCGUUCAAACCGCGACACGGCUGCCCAGAUCUUGUUUGAGACUUUCAACGUUCCCGCCCUGUUCACCUCCAUUCAAGCCGUCCUGUCACUUUACGCCUCAGGCAGAACCACCGGUAUUGUCCUAGACGCGGGUGAUGGUGUGUCGCAUGCCGUACCUGUCUAUGAAGGCUUUGCAAUCAACAACAGCAUCCGCCGUAUUGACGUUGCUGGUCGAGACGUUACUGAGCACUUGCAGACGCUGCUUCGCAAGUCUGGCUAUAUCUUCCAUACCAGUGCCGAGAAAGAGGUUGUGCGCAUGAUUAAAGAAAAGACAAGUUACCUGGCCCUUGAUCCCAAGAAAGAAGAAAAGGACUGGUCUACAGGCAAUGCCAGACAGGACGGCAAGACGGUUGAGUACACCCUUCCUGACGGCCAGAAGCUCAAGGUACAACCACGUGCCCCUUAUACACACCUUCUCAAGCUUACCUUGUUCUGCAGANUUGGCCCCGAGAGGUUCAGGGCGCCUGAGAUUCUCUUUGAUCCUGAAAUCAUUGGCCUCGAAUAUCCCGGCGUUCACCAGAUUGUUGUCGAUGCCAUCAGCCGUACUGACAUGGACUUGAGGAAAUCUCUCUUCGCAAAUAUCGUCUUGUCAGGAGGCUCGACCUUGACAAAGGGCUUCGGUGAUCGCCUGUUGCACGAGGUUCAACGUCUAGCAGUCAAAGACAUGCGCAUCAAGAUCUUCGCACCGCCCGAGCGCAAGUAUAGCACGUGGAUUGGUGGCAGUAUUCUUGCCGGUCUCAGCACCUUUAGAAGGGUCAGUACUGCCUCAUUUGUUGCGCAACCUGCUUCCGGACUGACGUGA
This is a messenger RNA of Aureobasidium vineae, 1182 nucleotides long. Lineage: Eukaryota; Fungi; Ascomycota; Dothideomycetes; Dothideales; Saccotheciaceae. The record is from the annotation of a GenBank genome assembly.